Elaeis guineensis (African oil palm) is the source of this 1402-nucleotide messenger RNA. The record is from RefSeq and is a predicted model, not a curated record. Lineage: Eukaryota; Viridiplantae; Streptophyta; Magnoliopsida; Arecales; Arecaceae.
GUAUCAUUGUACAUUGAUGCCGCGUUUUUUGACUUGCAAACGGUCCCCGAACUCGCUCUACCGGCCCUCCCUCUGCCGUCCCCUUCUUCCCCAGUGAAAGGGAGCAGGAACGGGAACGCAAGGGGAUCGAGCCCUUCUCCUCCAAGGAAUGGGAACGGGGACGGGAGCGCGCGCGAGUGGAGCCCUUCUCCCCUAGGGAUCGGGAAAGGGAAAGGGAACGGGAACGCAAGGGGAGCCCUUCACCCCAUGGGAAUGGGGACGCGGCCCGGGGGUGGUCGUGGAGCGUCGCGGUGCUAUAUAUGGCGGUGGUGGGAGAGAGAGAGAAGGAAAGGUUCCUGCGAUGAGGUUGCCUCGUGGCUACCGUUUCGAUCCGAAACCAUGGGAGCUGAUCGGGUACCUUCAAGAUAAGGUUGAAGGGCGACCCGACGCCGGCCAAGGAGUGAUUAACGAUGGUAUCGACGCUUAUGGCUGCAGUCCUAAGCAACUCGUCGGUUGUUUGAUUCUGCACGAUGAUGGGAGAUCGUUCUUUUUCACUCCAAUCAAGCACCGAAAUAGAAAGUGUAGGGAUCGUAGUACGCCAGACGGCCACUGGAAGUUAACAAAGAAAACGAUACUUCGGAAUGGUGAAGGAAGACUAGUGGGGUACAUGAAAGAACUCUGCUAUUUCCAUGGAAAAAGGAAAUCUGGAAAAAAGGAACCAGAGAGGACUAAAUGGCUCAUGAAAGAGUAUACACUAGAUCAUGAGCAGCCAAAGAUGGCUCUUUGUGAAAUAUACUCUGCACAGAAUAAGUGUAAAGGCCGAAUCCAAGGAAAUGAACGGGGAUUUCAGCCUCUAAAACUUCAGGAACCAAUAGAUUCAGAAUCUGAGGAUACCCGAUUCUACUAUCCGUCAAAUGAUUCGAGUUCCUGGGGAAAGGCUACUGAAGAUGAAUCCCAUCAAUAUCUAAAAUCAAUAGCAGAAAAAACGGGUGACAGCUGCGAUAAAAUUUUGUUUAUGGCUCGGAAUUUGGACACAGCAGGGGAGCCAAAAUUCAGCAAACCUGAAGAGAGAGUAGGUCCAAAUGAAAGAGGUGGGUUUUUUUCAUCAAAAGAAGAAGAAGGAUCUCUAUCUGCUGCUGCGACCAGUGCAGGCUGUUUAAGUGGAGGUGACGGGCAUACGGGGUUCAACAGUGUUGCGGGGGAAAUGGAUUGUAUUCAGUUCAUCAGUGGUUUUUUCUCAUCACAGGAAUCACCAAUUGUCCACGCUGAUGCUGCAUCUAAAGAAGGUGGCUCGGUUGAAGUUGUUGCAUACCCUGAUAUGCUGCCAAAUACCAAUGCUCUAGAUAUGUUGCAGGAUAGCUUCAUAUUUGGAUGUGGUGAGAUGGAUGGAUUAUUAAGUAACUCCCAUGAUUUAUUUUAUUGA